Molecule: messenger RNA, 4452 nt
Organism: Acanthochromis polyacanthus (spiny chromis)
Lineage: Eukaryota; Metazoa; Chordata; Actinopteri; Pomacentridae
Gene: faap100
Product: FA core complex associated protein 100
Exons: 8
Coding region: 100-2625 (841 amino acids)
Biological process (GO): interstrand cross-link repair
Cellular component (GO): nucleoplasm; Fanconi anaemia nuclear complex
Source: RefSeq, a predicted model, not a curated record
CAGUUCAGAAUUACAGUUUAUCUUCGUCACUCCGUGUCAGUAUUGUGCUUAUUAACAUCACAUAUAUAUGCACACUCAGCGGCUUCUUCUUGUUCGGCAAUGGAGGGAAGGUGCGCUGUUGAGACCUGGACAGAGUUUGGGUUUUUAGGAACAUCAACUACACCGAAAGUCAGGUUUGGAACAGAUGUGUUCAUUUGCACUGGCAACGACGAGGUUUAUGUCUUUAGUACUCAUGAGAGAAAACUCAAGGCUGUUCUGCAGUUACCUGGUCCAGUGACUGACCUGGUGGAGAGCCAUGACAAGCAGCUCCUCUAUGUGGCAUGUAGCGCUGGAGUUUAUUGUGUCAAUUUACAAUCUGUGCUACACAGGGCUCUAAGCUCCUCACCUGAUUCAUCUUCCAUUCCCGCUGAGCUGAAAAUCUCUGAAUUUCUUGUUAUUGAAGCAGAUGGAGUGUCGUCUCUGCUCCUUGUUGGCACGGUGCUCCUGACCCUCAGCCAGAGAGACUCCUCCUGGCUGAUGACUUUGUAUAAAACACCAGAACAAACGCAGUCCAGCAGCUAUGAGGUGCUCGGUUCAUUUAGUCUGCCUCUGGUCUCAGCUGUUGUUCAAGCUGACACUGAGUCAAAGACGUCUGUGUUGAUUUGUCUCCAUUGUGGUGAUACGGCACCAUUAACUUUACCUCAUGGCCACUUCUGCCUCGAGCCCGUCCUCUUCAAACUUCUGUUCGGGGUCGAAGCUGCUCUCGCCAAAUCACCGGUUAUCCUCUGCGGCCUGCCAGAUGGACGCCUGUGUUUCCUCCCUCUGCGUCUUCCAGGAGCACGGCUUCGAGUUCUCCACAGCAUUGAGCAGCCAGUUGUGUUCGUUGGGGCAUCUGUCGUCACGGAAACAGGACCAGGACACUCGCAGUGUUUGGUGGCAAUGGGUGAACAGGGCAGAGUGGUCCUGAUCAAGACUGAGAAGGGAAGAUCAGAGGACGGGAGCAGCCUGGCUGGUUUCACUGAGGGGAUAGUAUCGGGGCCUGUGCAGUGUGGCUGCCUGGAUAGAAACUGUCUUUACUACAGUACAGGUUCAGAUCUGCUGCUACUGGAUCUGUCAGAGGGAUCAUCUGGGAAAGAAAGCAAAGAAAGGGUUGAAGAGACGUCCAGGAAGACCCUCCAGAGUCCCACCAGUUUAAAUGUGAGCAGAGUCGUCGCCUUGGCUGAGCCGACGUCCAACACUUCAGGUGAAGUGCAGCUGCUGGGACUGUCUGUCAGAGGGCAGCUCCAGAGGAUCAGUUUACCUGCGAGGAGAAAAGAUGCAGGAUUGUCCAAGCUGCCUUCUGCACAGGUGGGCCGAAGCAUCAGAGACCUCCUGUCUGCUAUCGGAGAUGUCUGUGAAAGAGCAUCAGUGCUGAAAACAGCCAUCAAAUCCAAAAACCAGAUUCUGAGACACUUGAAUCAGGUCGUCAACAUCAGUUUCCUGCUGACAGCCACUAACAAUACUGAAGAUGAUCCUGCAAUUAAGGAGAAGCCAAUCAGAUGUCAUGCUAUCACUAGCUGGAGCAGAUUGCUUCAAAAAGACUGCUUGAAUCUUACAUGUGUCCUGGAUAAUUCCAGUCCUUUUGUCCUGGAACGAGGCUGGACUCUGAGCGUCACUGUGUUUCCUUUGUGCUGCUCUUCCACCGCAGGAGAAGAAAUUUCCUCUGCAAACUUUUCAUUCCCGUUCCAAAAUCUCAAUUCUGGGGAAACUUUAGAGGUGUCGCUGCCGAUAGCAGCUGCAGGAGACUCGUCUUUCCCGAUGACUGUGAACUGCUCGCUCAUCUUCUCCCUCUCAAGUCUUCUGGGAGAACAGGAGGCAGCGAGCAGUAAUAUCAGCUUGCCCUUGAACACGCUAACAGUGGACUGGUUGAAUGCUCUGCAGCUAAACAGUCCCACAGCCAGACAUAAAAUGGUCACAUUUCAACCCGGCAGCAUCACAACAGACCCCAUCCAAGCUUUUAUAAGCUCACGGCAGAUUAGGUGCAGUGGAAGAGCCGACAGAGGAGCAGAGAGUGGAUCAAGACCGGAGAAGUAUUCAGCGAGUGUGCGGGUGUCAUCCGAGUUACUGAAGGAUUCACUGGUGUUAAAAAACUCAAAUUUGGACCCCAAGGUGCCGAAGACAGGCCCUGAAAACACCUGCAUCGCUCUGAUUGAGUGGCUGUUGUCUGAAGGUCCAGGAGGAGUGAAGAUGAGACACCAAGGAGACGAGAUUUCCUUGAGCAGCUUGACUGUCCACGCUUGUGGUCCAAAUGGAGCCACAGUCAAACUGACUGCGAAAAAGAUGAACGUCGAGGAGGAGAACACGGAGAAGGAGGAGCGUCUGACAGCAGUAGAGGUUCAGGUUGAGAGCUCAUCCAUGACAGCAGUGUGUGGACUGCAUCAUGCUGUGCUGAGCCGGAUACAGAUUUUGCUGCAGAAAGCUCCAGAGAAAGCUACUUCCAAGAAGACGAUGCAGAUUUUAGGUUUGAGAGAGGCACUGCAGAGAGCAGAGGUUCAGCAAAAUCAAAUCUCAGGGGCUCUUGGCGUGGGCAUGACCGCAGGACAGAUGAACCCAGGUCUUCUCAGUGUUUACCAAGAGCUCAGACAAAAUCCUCUCCUCAUAAUUUAACACCUACACAGCUGCCUUCAGCUCCGGUUUCUGUUCAACAAUCUGACUUCUGUGCUGGUUCAAAAAUAAUGUCCAUUCAUGAUGCAUAAUAAUUGCUACUGCAAAGUUACACAUUGUAAUGAUAUUACAGUGAUAUUUCACUUGUGGUGUGACUUUGGAGCCGUUUGCUGAUGUGUAGGGUGAUUUCAUUAUUCACAUGAUGAUAAAUUUAAUGAAGAUUCACUAAUAUAACUCAUUGCUUUCCACCAUUACUGUACACAUUAAACAGCUCUAAUGAUAUGGCUCUCCCACAUCACAGUUUUCCACUCAUUUCCAAAUCAAUGCAUUGAACACAAGAUGAUGGAAAAUCUCAGGUGCAGUAAAUAUAUUUGCAGUUACAUUCCAAAAUGAAGAACUGUCUCUCAGGUUGGUGAUGGGUUCACAGCCUCUCCAUGUGUCAGACAUGUAGGUUCAAGAGUGACAUCGGAUCUGAUGGAACAUGGCGGCAGUGGUAGAUCUUCCGUGGGGGCAGGGGGGGACAGUAGCCCCCCCGUGUGCCCCACAAUUUUUGUUGGAAUUUACAUUACUGAUAGUCCGAUUUCCGACGGUCCUGAACGCAACUUCGUUGUCCGACUGUACCUGAAUGCACCAAUGAGUUUAGUUUGAUCUUUUGAUUGCAUUUCAUUUGGAUUUGAAGAAGCUUUGAAGACUUUUCCUGAUGCCAGAGAAGAUGAGCAGCUUUGUACCUUUGCGGUAAGAAGACUACGGCCGUUUCUUAGUAGGUAACUGUACUUGCGUUCUCACGUACUCGUGAAACGUCAUCAGGGAGACUGCAUCGGACCAGACUAGUGUGCAUAGAUAUGAAUCAGUAGAUGGAUAUACAUCUAUGGCUGCAGCUCCCAGUAGACAGAAGGAUCUUAUUAAAGGAAGUCGGAUACAGUCACACAGAGAUACAUUAGACCUCACACUGAAACGGAAUUACAGCAUUUUAAAAGCUACAUGUGUGACAGUAAUCCGUGCCAGAGCAGACCUCAUUAGCACUUUCGCUAGGUUGGCUAACUUCCGGUCACUCCAUGGAUGCUGCUGUUGGUAAUGUCGCCAGAAUGUGGAUUAAUUUUUCAUUUUGGGCUUGACAAAGAUGAGAAAAAAAUAUUCAGAGCAAGUGGAGCAGCGAGCUAACAGUUAUUACAGUUUAAUUUAUAUUUUCAAAAUCACAUUUUUGAAAUUGUAAUUUUUACGUAAAACAAAUCACAGCUUUUAUUUUGUCAGAGAACCCUGGAAACGUUUGUCCGUAAUUCUGCUAACUUGACUGAACGUGAGCUGCAGUUCCCGUUAUUUAAGCAUCAAUAUGAUGUAUAUAUGUAGAUGGACUUCAUAUAUUUAACUAUGCAGAGAUUUUUAUUGAUUUCCAGUAUAUUUUAUAGACAUAAACAUAUUUGAUAGAAAUAUUAGAAAUGGAUAUUUGUUUCCUCAUAAUAACUGAGUUAAUGCCAUUAAAUGUUCAUCAGUGAUUAAAGGAGAACUUCGGGUUUUUUCAACCUGGGGUCUGUUUCCAUAUGUAAUUUCAUACAUGUGAGUGAUGGAGAAAUGCAUUUUCGACAUAGCUCCAGUAUUUAGGCAAGCAGGCAGCUUAGCAGCUCGGUUAGCGAAAAGUAUGGGGCAGCUAAAAACAGAAUUCUGCCUUUAAUUCAUAUCUGGAGAGUCAGAGAACAUUGAACAUUGAACUGUAUGAAUACCUUAAAUUUCCAGGAGUUUGAUAAAUAUCUUUGCCUCAUUAACAUUUUAAACAGGAGUUAUAUGUAAUGCAAAGUUGUCUGUUAUCAUUAAAGUUUAAAACAAGUGAAUUUU